AUGUUGUCCCUCACUGUUGAUGCUAAAGUUUUAGGGCGAAUUCGCGGUUGCGGCGCAUUUUUUUUUUUUCGUUUUCGUGCAUUUCCUGACAUGCUUGCUAGUCAUGAUAAGAAAGAAUGCCAUGAUGUGCGUCGGAUCCUAAAAAAAAAGUAUUACAGAAAUAAGCUGCCGUUGCUAAAUUGGUGCCCGUUGAAGCCGAACCAGGCGAAGAAUACUGUUUUCAACAAUCUUGAUGAUGAAAAAAUUAUGUCCAAAAUCGACUUUACAGCAUUGGAAGAUUUAUUCAAAAUUGGAGUUGCGAAACGUUUCGAAGCAGCUUCAACAAGCGUGCCUGGUGAACAUUCGCCGAGCACUGUUGGAACUGCUAGCGCCACGAAGAAUACUCUUUUAGAUACAAAACGACUGCAAAACAUUGCGAUAACGUGCCGAAAACUGGCAAUGAAUGCAUCGGCGAUAAUGUCCGCGGUGCAUCGGAUGGAUCUGAAGGCACUUCACCCGGAAAGUGUUGACAUCCUGCUGAAAAUUGCUCCAACACAUGAGGAGAUGGCGAAGUUCAAAGACUACGAGUUGGAGCACAAGGGUUUCUCGGAUCUUUCGGAAGAAGACCAGUUCCUAGCGCAACUUGUCAAAAUUGAACGAUUCGAGCAUAAAAUAAAAAUAAUGUCAUUUAUGGGUACGUUUGAUGAGAGCGCCGAUUUACUGGAGCCGCAAUUUGUCAAUCUAACGGCAGCUUCGAAGUGUGUUAGGGAAGCGACUAAAUUUCACAAAAUUCUGGAAAUUUUAUUGGCUUACGGUAACUAUAUGAAUAGUGGCCGAAAAGGAGGUGUUUAUGGAUUCAAAUUAUCCAGCUUGGACACGGUUCGUUUUGCUUUUUCACCCUCUCUCUCAUUGAGAUUUUUCCUUUUUACCGUGAAAUCUCAUUGUUUUAAAUGA
Gongylonema pulchrum is the source of this 933-nucleotide messenger RNA. The record is from the annotation of a GenBank genome assembly. NCBI's taxonomy places the organism in Eukaryota, Metazoa, Nematoda, Chromadorea, Rhabditida, Gongylonematidae.